AUGAACGGAAUUAGAAAAGUCAAUAAUAUAUCAGAACAUAUGCAUGGUUAUGGAAAUGACAAACCACUAAACAAUCCUUUUGGAACACGUGCUGAUAUUUCAGGUUCUCCUGAGAACAGUUAUAGCAAUAACCCUUCUACAAGUUAUAACCAAAAUGGACGGUUUGGUGGCCAACAAAUGGAUUUUUAUAACUGGGGUAACAAUUCUAGUGAUAAUUUCAAUGUUGGUGGGACUUUUUCGUUGAAUAAAAAUGAUAAUACAAAUUCUUUUAAUAUAUUAAAUAAUGCCAAUCACCAAUUCUCUACCUAUGGCAAUGAUAAUUUUCAGAGUUACAGUACUCCACACAUGAUGAAUGGUACUGGAAUACAGGGUGGAAUGGGAGGAAUGAAUAACGUGAGCUCUGCGCCAGGAAACAAUAUGCUAAAUUUUGGGAAUAAUACAUCCCAGCUUGUGAUGGGCAUUGUGUCAAAUACUGUUAAAGAGACGACAGGAUUGAAUUCUGAGAAGAUCAGUCAACUCCAGCUUUGGUUUCCACAGACAAUUGCUUCACUAAGAUCCCAUUUUGCAGUUAGCCAUGAAUAUGUAUUAAAGAAGAUAUUUCUGAUCAUUUGUCCUUUCAUCACAUUUUUCACUCAAAGCAAGAAACCAUUUUCUUAUGAAAACCACACUUCGAUUUCUUCUAAUGCAAAUGAUGGAGGAGCAUGUCUUCCAACACUCUUCUCUGAUCUUUACAUUCCACUCAUGGGAUUUAUAACAUAUGUUUUGGCAGAUGGCGUAAUUAAUGGUGUGUUUUCUCAAUUCAAUCCUCAGAUUCUUGGCUCGACUGCAACGUUUUCAAUUGUAUUACUAAUAACGGAAAUAAUUCUUUUUCAAUUAGUUGCCUAUAUAUUUUCCGCAAGAGUUUUAUCAACUUUGGACCUAAUUAGCACUUUGGGAUACAAGUACACUUCGAUUGUUCUAUGCGAUUUCGUACUUUUGUCCACUGGUGGAAUAAAAACACAUGUCUUUUGGGGACUUUUUAUAUACUUUUCUAUUUCAUCUUCUUUAUUAGUUUAUAUGAUGCUCAAAGUAAUUUCUACACAAAGUUUUAGCAAUCAAUUCAGCAUGAUUCAACAAUCGGGUCUCACGAUUGUGAUUUUUAUUUCGUCGUUAGCCCAGAUUCCACUUUGUUGGAUUCUCUUGCCUUCUAUCUAG
Molecule: messenger RNA, 1194 nt
Organism: Cryptosporidium ubiquitum
Lineage: Eukaryota; Apicomplexa; Conoidasida; Eucoccidiorida; Cryptosporidiidae
Exons: 1
Coding region: 1-1194 (397 amino acids)
Biological process (GO): endoplasmic reticulum to Golgi vesicle-mediated transport
Cellular component (GO): COPII-coated ER to Golgi transport vesicle; endoplasmic reticulum membrane; Golgi membrane
Source: RefSeq, a predicted model, not a curated record